UGUAUCGGGUAAAUGAACUAUUCGGAAGGUGUGUUUGUGUUUUGUAUACCGUCCUGAACGGUGGAAGGUGUUCAGGCCUUGGGUACAUCGGAACUGGGACAGCAGGACCACUAGGGAAAACAGUAACCUGUUCCGGCAAACCGGCACUGAGCAGCAGCCUCAGACGAGGAAGGGGAAGUUUAAAAAAAAGAUUUUUCCAGCAGGAAGUGAUCAAAAAAUUGGCAAAAAUGCUGGAGACGAUUGGGGGACGAGUGCUAGAAGUGUACAACAAACUUCUAGCAGGAACAGAUCCACGGCUGAGAGGCUACCCGCUGAUGGAGAGUCCAGUCAACAUGACCGCUAUUCUGCUCGGCUAUCUUUUCUUUGUACUGUACGCAGGUCCUCGGCUAAUGGCCAACCGCAAACCCUUUGAGCUUAAGGGGCCUAUGAUUAUCUACAACUUCUGCUUGGUUUUUCUGUCUAGUUUCAUUGUUUUUGAGUUCUUAAUGUCAGGAUGGCUUACAGGAUACACGUGGAGAUGCGACCCUUGUGAUUAUUCUGAAAGCCCUCAAGGACUAAGGAUGGUCAGAGUGGCCUGGCUGUUUCUUUUCUCAAAGUUCAUUGAACUUUUAGAUACAGUGUUUUUUGUUCUGCGUAAAAAACACAGCCAAAUUACUUUCCUGCACAUUUUCCACCAUUCUUUCAUGCCCUGGACCUGGUGGUGGGGAGUCAGCUAUGCUCCUGGUGGAAUGGGCUCCUUCCAUGCCAUGGUCAACUCUGUUGUCCAUGUUAUCAUGUACUUCUACUAUGGCCUUUCUGCUGCAGGACCUCGCUUUCAGAAGUACCUCUGGUGGAAGAAGUACAUGACAGCCAUUCAACUGGUGCAGUUUGUGCUGGUGUCCCUUCAUGCUACACAGUAUUACUUCAUGAACAGCUGUGAUUACCAGGUGCCCAUCAUCAUCCACCUCAUCUGGAUGUACGGCACCUUCUUCUUCAUCCUGUUCUCUAACUUCUGGUACCAAGCAUAUGUGAAAGGGAAGCGGCUGCCCAAGAACAACGAACAGCCAACUAAAAAUGGCAAAGCUCUGUCCAACGGCGCCACUCGAUUUGCUAAUGGUGCCUCAUCAGUUCAUAAUGGCAACGGCGUGCAUUGUGAGAACGGCCUGAGCAACGGCAAAAAGCACUUUGAAAAUGGAAGUGCCCAGAAAGAUAAAAUGAAGAAAGCCUAAAGGGUUGAGAGAAGAAUUGCUAAAACGUAUAACCACGAGUGCCUGCACAAAAUGCCAUUAAUUUCAAAGAGUGUUUCGGGACUGUUUUUUUUUUUUUUUCUCCAUACCCUUUAUUUUGUCAUUUUAAUAUGCACAAAUCUAUGGGGAGAUGAAUGAGUCUGGGAUCCCUGUUUGUGUGUGUUACUUGUUUCUGUAACAUUUUAAUUGUUAAUCUAAAGAGAAUAAAUACUGAGCACAAUGUAUGAAGAGAAGAGAUUAGAUGAUGUCUGGAUGCGUUCUUCACUGAUGUUUCUCACUUGAAGUGAAUGAAGUCCUUUACUCAGACUCCCCCAGUAACAAACAGCACUGUACAGUUCUCCCAAGACAACUUGAGUUCUUGAUGUAAAUACUGUAGGUUUACUGUCAGAACUAAUGGGAUUUAUAGGGUUACAAAGUUCUGUUACUGAACUAUAUUGAUUUGAUAUCAAAAUAAAUUCCAUUUUAAAACAA
Molecule: messenger RNA, 1697 nt
Organism: Trichomycterus rosablanca
Lineage: Eukaryota; Metazoa; Chordata; Actinopteri; Siluriformes; Trichomycteridae
Gene: elovl1b
Product: ELOVL fatty acid elongase 1b
Exons: 9
Coding region: 228-1208 (326 amino acids)
Biological process (GO): sphingolipid biosynthetic process; fatty acid elongation, polyunsaturated fatty acid; fatty acid elongation, saturated fatty acid
Cellular component (GO): endoplasmic reticulum; endoplasmic reticulum membrane
Molecular function (GO): fatty acid elongase activity
Source: RefSeq, a predicted model, not a curated record